AUGGUCGUUCUCUUAGUUCCACUAGCAUGUCUGGUGUUCGCUGACACUCAACAAGAAUGGUACAAAGUUCAAAUCGAGACGCAAGUCCUUCCAUUCUACGUUCUAGCCUAUCAUAAUCUUCAGAAUCAUGUGCUCAAUGAACUCCUCACCGUUGAUGUUGCCUCUUUGGACGACACUGCCGUUGGUCAACUGGUCAAUCGUCUCUAUUGUGCCAUUCGUGAAGUAUACAAUUCACUUCAACAAGCUGUGUUGGCCAGUGAACAACUUCGAGUUCAUGUCAGUGAUCGUCUCACAUCGAGUGUUGCUCAAGCAAGUGCUUAUGAACAGGAUGUUCUCGACAAAGAGAGUGCCAUUUCUCAAGUGGAUCAAGCUCUUAGUGGCGCAUUGACUCAAUUGGCAUUAGCCGAGCAUGCAGUUAUCGAAAAGGAGAAAGCAGUUGCUAGUGCUGAUCAGACUGUUCGUGAUGCUGAAUAUGCGAUCGAACAAGCAAAAAAGUGUCGAGGUAAACGAAGUUGGUUCAGUCAAAUUACUCGUCCGAUUGUUCGACCGAUCGAGAAUGCAAUCAAAGAUGUGGUGAUCAAACCUAUAUGUUCGGUGAUCAACUAUGGAGGUAUUGACAAUGCAAAGAGUCGACGAAACGAUGCUUACAAUCAGUUACAAAGCGCUCGAGCUCAGGUGGAACAUUAUCGUCAAGUCGGCGCAGGACAUCGAACAACAAAGGAAAGUCUCGAAAUACAACUGAAUGGACUGCGAUCAUUAUUGGCAAAUAUUCAAGUAGCUUUUCAAGUUUUACAAAGUGAACUCACUGUAACAAUGAAUAUCGCUGAGGAGGUACGUCAAAUGUACAAAAAUGAACAAUCAUUUCACGACACAAUAUUAACAAUCGAUCAAAAUUUUCUCAUGAAUAAUUCAUUUCUAUUUUUGAUUUAG
Rotaria sp. Silwood2 is the source of this 930-nucleotide messenger RNA. NCBI's taxonomy places the organism in Eukaryota, Metazoa, Rotifera, Eurotatoria, Philodinida, Philodinidae. The record is from the annotation of a GenBank genome assembly.